Messenger RNA from Acanthamoeba castellanii str. Neff, 1470 nucleotides. Its product is annotated as MORN repeat-containing protein. The record is from RefSeq and is a predicted model, not a curated record. The transcript has 6 exons. Gene Ontology annotation, cellular component: cytosol. Lineage: Eukaryota; Discosea; Longamoebia; Acanthamoebidae. The coding region runs from base 1 to 1470 and encodes 489 amino acids.
AUGGAAGGACCGAGCGAGGCCAGCAUUAAAGAGAGGAAUGAGAAAAUCGAGAAUCUAUGGAAGCGAUCGUUCGAGGGGCGAACGAUGUUCAACGACCUCCCUCGAUUCGCGCAAACCAUCCAGGUGUUCGGAGGCACGGGCGAUCAGCUGCUCCACGCACCCAAGGCCGGGGCGGGGGCGGUGAAGAACCUGAAAGAUCUUUUCACCGUGCUCACGCAUGAGCUCGAGGGGGCCGAGCUCGCGGAGCGGGUAGCGCGCACCUUCGAUGAGGAAUUCAAGGGACCCGAGGAUGUGCAGAACAAGGCCCACUUCGUCAAGUAUCUCACCGACAUCUACGGAGGCGAGGAGAGCCGUGUAGUGCGGCUCCUUCAGGCCUGCAAUCAGAGCGCUGGCAUGACGAAGGACGUCAAGGACAGCUGGAUCUUCCACAUCCACCUCCCCCCGCCGCACGCCCCUGGGGCAGCGGAACCGCCCAAGGGGCGACCCGGCGCCGUGGUGCGAGUGGAGAAGAGGGAGCAACACAUCAUGAACAUGUUUCAGUACCAGUGGCAGCUCCUCAUCCACUUCGAUGAGGCCGUUCAGACCGUGCGGUCCAUCUCCCUGCGCGUCAUCGAUCUCAUGUACCACCAGAACCUCCACGCCGCGCUCCCACUCAAGCAGGGCCUCGUCGCCAUCCUCUCUCCCUACCUUGCCCCCAACGUCGCUCAGCUUGCCGAAACUCGCGAAUGGGAGUUCUUCAAGAUGGAGGGACCAACAGCUGCGGCGGCUGAGGAGAAGAGCCUGCUUGUGAUCAACGACGCCGACAACGCCGACAGCGAUUUUGAAAGCUCGCGAACGGAUGCGAAGGCCAAGAACCCGCGGAGAGAGGGCUCUCCUCUGUCGAACAGCGGCAAAGAGCAACAGGAAGCGAGCAGGAGGAAGGCGAUCGUGACGUACCCCAACGGGGACCACUACGAGGGGACGCUGAAGGGACAGCUGCGGGACGGUGAGGGAGUGUACACCACGCUACGGGGGGACGUCUACAUGGGCGAGUAUCAUCUGGGCAAGAAGCAUGGCAAGGGCACCUACACGAUGAAGGACGGCACGCGGUAUGAGGGCGAUUUUAAAGAUGGCAAACCCAACGGCAAGGGCAUGUAUGUGUGGGCGAACGGAGAUGUGUAUACAGGGGAGUUUGAGAACGAUGAAUUUCACGGCCACGGCAGCUGGAGCAGCGCUUCGGGCGAACAUUAUGAAGGGGGGCAAUGGUUCAACGACUCGCGACAAGGGAAGGGCAAGUACUACUUCGCCACGGGCGAGAUGUAUGAGGGUCCCUUCAUGCAGAAUAAUUUUGACGGGAGCGGGGUCUACACCUACGCCAACGGCGACCGCGUCGAGGGGAUCUUCAAGGCCGGCCAGCUCACGGAGAUCGUCACCCUCCAUCAAGUCGGCGCUUCAGAGGACGCGGAGGCGGAGAACGAGAGUGAGGACUAG